This is a messenger RNA of Maudiozyma barnettii, 1311 nucleotides long. It is a transcript of the gene FUN26, whose product is annotated as nucleoside transmembrane transporter FUN26. The record is from RefSeq and is a predicted model, not a curated record. Lineage: Eukaryota; Fungi; Ascomycota; Saccharomycetes; Saccharomycetales; Saccharomycetaceae. Gene Ontology annotation, cellular component: plasma membrane; fungal-type vacuole membrane. Bases 1 to 1311 code for a protein of 436 amino acids. Gene Ontology annotation, molecular function: nicotinamide riboside transmembrane transporter activity; nucleobase transmembrane transporter activity. Gene Ontology annotation, biological process: nucleoside transmembrane transport. The transcript has a single exon.
AUGUCCCAAAUUGCUGACCCCGAUAUGAAUAACGAGAUUGAAUUUAACAAUGAAACCAUCGCAAGUUUACCGAUGAUUAAGAAAUUGCAAAAUUUGGUUUAUCUAACAUUUUUACUUAUUGGUGUAGGAUUACUAUGGCCAUGGAACAAUAUACUGAGUGCUACCUUAUUCUUUCAACACAAUAUUUUUAAAGAGACGACAAUUUAUGCAAAGAUUUUUACUAGUUCAAUGAUGACGGUAUCAACGUUAACGUCGCUAUUGUACAACAUUUAUUUGGAGAGAAGACAACAUUCAUACGCUACAAGAGUAGCGAGAGGUCUUAUUUGGCAGUUUGUUACAUUUAUAUUAAUCACCAUAAUUUGUGCGUUAUCGGGGAGUAUAUGGAUGGUAUCUGAGUUUCUACUAAUUAUGAUUCUUAUAUCAAUAAGUGCUAUUUCCACUGCUUGGACACAGAAUGGUAUAAUGGCAAUUGCUAAUGUAUAUGGACCAGAGUUCAGUCAAAGUGUUAUGAUGGGACAAGCAGUAGCGGGUGUCCUACCAUCUGUUGUAUUAUUAAUAGUCUCCCUUGGGAAAACUGACGACAACACAAAUAAUGGAAGUAAUAAAGGUAUCUAUUUUUAUUUUUUGACAACAUCAAUAGUCUGUGUCUCUUGCAUUUUAUUAUUCUAUAAUACGAAGAUAGAUGAAAAAUUUAAUAGCAUCUCGAACAAUGACAGGACAGAUACCCAACCGGCUCAUGAAACUCAAGCAGUACCGUUUAGAGUGUUAUAUUCAAAAUUGAAAUAUUUAGUAUUGUCUAUUAUUACAACUUUUGUUGUAACAUUAAUAUUCCCUGUAUUUGGCGCUAACAUUUUUGUCACAGGAUUACCAAUGUCAAAUGCACAAUAUAUCCCUUUAAUAUUUACAAUGUGGAAUUUAGGUGAUCUAUGUGGUAGAUUUAUUGCAAAUUGGAGUAUGUUCCGCGAUCCAUCAUUCACACCUUACAAGACGUUUAUAUAUUCUGUCUUACGUAUUGCAUUCAUUCCAUUUUUUUUCUAUUUCACAAUCCAAUCUCGUACUACUAGUGAUGACGGCCAAAGAGUCCACUCUGUAAUAUUGGAUAUAGAAUAUAUCUUAUUACAAUUCCUAUUUGGGGUCACGAAUGGUCAUAUCAUAUCGAUGAGUUUUAUGAAAGUGCCAGAAUCCCUAACUACAGAUCAAGAAAAGGAGGCUGCCGGCGGGUUCACCAGCAUAUUUGUAUCGACAGGCCUCACCAUCGGUAGUAUCAUCAGCUACAUAUUUGCCUUCAUGAUCAACAACAUCACUAUAUAA